GAAAUUAAAAGAAAUCCAAUAAAAAUGUUUCUGUUUAUCAGCCGUCCCAUGGGGACCCUGGCCAAUCGCAUGCAGGCGAUUCGCGAGCGUCUCGGCGAUGAUGUGACUGCCCGGCUGGAUGCUCUCCAUCUGAACGCCCUGAGGACGGGACUGGUGUCCGUGGAAGAUCUGCAGGAGGCCUAUCGCAAGACGCGCGACAUAAAUCGCAAUCCCAAUCGCCUGAAUCACCUGUGGCUCGUGGGAAUCGUUUUCUUCAUAAUGGUGGCCACGCCAGUCUUCUACGAGACCAUAUCGUUUCUGCUCGGCGUGCGCUGUUUCCUGCCCAACAACUACCUGGUGUGGGAGGCCACGCGACCCAUCAGCGAUUGUGCAUUCUGCAAGGGCGUGCAGGGUCCUCUGAUUCUGUCAAAUCUGACGCGUGAGGAGUUUGCCCCCCACGCAUACUCCUCCCUGCCGAUCAUUGUGAAGAAGGCCGUGGCCCACUGGCCAGCCCAGAAGAGUCUGAGCUUUGGCUACAUCCGGGAUCUGUAUGACAGUGUUCCCGGUUCCAUAGAAUCCGUGUGCCAAUUCCAGCACUUCAACUCGGACUUGAAGUCCCUCAAAGAGGUCUUUGAGAUGCAAUUGGAGCGGUCAAAUCUCAGCCAAGGAGCUCCUUGGUUUGUCGGCUGGAGUGUCUGCCAUCCUACAGUCCUCGCAGAGCUAAGGAAACUCUAUCCCCGGCCACAUUUCCUGCCCGAGGAUGCCGAAAUGCCACACACGGACUUCAUAUUAAUGGGCUACGAACAAGGCGCAGUGAUGCACCUGGAGUACAUGCCACGUCUGAUGUGGCAAGCCCAGCUGAAGGGCAACAAGAGCUGGUACUUGGCUCCGGCACCUGAAUGCGACCAUCAGUGCCAGCCGUUUUCCUUCUAUGUAGAGCCGGGCGAUGCCGUUCUUGUGGAUACACGCAUCUGGUAUCAUGCCAACACCAUACCAAAGGGUCAGUUCUCGCUCACCGUUCAGUCCGAGUACGGGUGACCGUGACCGUGACCCCGUCCACUCGUCCAUUAAAAGUCUGAAAUUGUUCAUUUAAUAAAUCAUAAUAGCAUAAUGCUAAUUACAAUUUGAA
This is a messenger RNA of Drosophila persimilis, 1108 nucleotides long. RefSeq lists its product as uncharacterized. The transcript has 3 exons. Bases 25 to 1017 code for a protein of 330 amino acids. NCBI's taxonomy places the organism in Eukaryota, Metazoa, Arthropoda, Insecta, Diptera, Drosophilidae. The record is from RefSeq and is a predicted model, not a curated record.